CCACACAGCAAUGGACGACGACAGACACGUAGGAGCCUUUUCGUGGCAUCAAUCGCUCGACCAGGCAACUAUCAACAUACUUGUACCUCAUGAAACGAUACUGGAUGACUUGGAUAUAGUCAUUGACCCACCAUACGUGGUGGCGAGCAUACGUGGAAAGAUGCCCAUUCUAAAAGGAAAGAUCUACGAAGCGGUCAAUAAGGAACAAACGCACUGGAACUUCGAGCCAACGGACAAUCCGCGACGUCGUACCACGUCCACGGCAUCCACGAUAUCGACACAGUCUUCAUAUGCAUAUGUAUCCGAUGCAGAAAUCUCGAGCAGUUUUGCUGCAUCUCUCGAAAGUGCACAGGUGUCUGACAAUGACGACUCAGACUUCGCGUCUCCUGAACGCUCACAUCCCGUGUCGCGCGACGAACAAGCACAACGUAUGAACGCCACGAUCACGAUACCUGCAUUUCCGCAGCGCGCAAUUGGUUCAUUCCCUGCGUCGCCGCAAAUGCAGUCAAUGGAAUCCUCGCUUUCUUCUCUCGACUCAUUGCGACCUGAACGUCCAGAGAAGUUGUUGACGAUUGUUUUGGUGAAGACGAGGCCAGCUUAUUGGCCUCGGGUUAUUGACGGGCCAGUACCGGAUACAUACUCCCCUACACCUUCUGGACCAUUCACCUUUGACCCGAGUGUUGAACGGCAAAAGUACAACAUGGACCCUACUAGUCUUGGAUUAUGGGGAGAGGAAUAUCUCAAAUUACGUAGCGAUAGGGAAGAAGCUUUUGAGUAUUUCGUACGAUCAUGGCAUUACUUGCAUACCCCGUUCUCGGCACUGCGUCUCGUAACCUACUUCCUGCCAGUAACGACAAUCAUACCCGCUUCUAUUCUAUCUGCUUCUCCUCAGUCUCCUCCUUCAUCUUCCACCCUACCCCGACGAGGUACAGUAGAAUACUAUGUUCUAAGCCUUGGGGGAAUUCCUGCUCUCGGUCAACUGUUCCUAGAAGCAGGACUUGCCCAUCUUGACGGUAUUGCGACAAAACUUCUGUCGUCCAACUAUUCGCCGCUUAACUCCAUUCGACGUACCGAGCCGCCAGUGUCGUCGACGCGCGUUGAAAGUAGCACGCAGCUAUGGAGACGCGACCGAACGAACGCACGGACGUAUUUUGAACGAGCUCGGAAGCUAGCUCCGUCAAUGGAUGGCUCGAUUCCGUUCCUCCCAGAAGAAACGGAUCUGCAUGCCGUUGACCGACCAGGACGCGGAGGUCGCACUAGUCCGUGGCGGAGAGAAGGAACGAAAACUGGCACUAGCCCGCCAUCCGAAGAAGCUGAGCUUGAGCUGCAAAUGCCGUCGAUGUUUGUUGACGAAGCGAAGACAAUCCGGCCGGAAACCAAGGAUCGGGAGAAAGCACACCCAGAGUCGACAGUGCGGGUCCGGAGGCGGCGACAACAGGCAUCGGAAGCUCUUCUGGAGCAGACUAACGAGCAUGAGCAGGAGGAAGAUAGCACGUGGUACCUUUACCUUCCUGGCCUUGUGGGUGCUGGAACCGCGUUGCUCGUGGUGAGCGUUGUGGGGGCACUGAGCUUUCAGUCUUGGCGCAAAAAUAAUAACUGAAGAGAUCUGAAAUCAAUGUACUUUAUAUCGGCUUGAUCUGUCUGCAGCUCCCAAGCUGAUGUUAGUACCUCGCACUUCAGUGCAACACUCCUGUUCUCUAUUCUAUCUCUCCAGUUGACGAUGAUGAUGAUGACUUACGACGUAUAUCACACCCACGACCUCUACUUGUCUCUUCUGUCGCUCCUUUGUACUAUCAAUCCCACACCUCUCUUUCAUCUCUCUCGUUCUAGAACAUCUGGUUGAUAGAAUGUUUCGUCUCGCCGCAUCUUUUUGUCGUUGUGCUGUGUACGUACAGGCUAUCAACAUCGCUUUGAAUCUCUAUUUCCU
This is a messenger RNA of Fomitiporia mediterranea MF3/22, 1927 nucleotides long. RefSeq lists its product as uncharacterized. Gene Ontology annotation, molecular function: methyltransferase activity; nucleic acid binding. The coding region runs from base 11 to 1600 and encodes 529 amino acids. The transcript is spliced from 7 exons. NCBI's taxonomy places the organism in Eukaryota, Fungi, Basidiomycota, Agaricomycetes, Hymenochaetales, Hymenochaetaceae. The record is from RefSeq and is a predicted model, not a curated record. Gene Ontology annotation, biological process: methylation.